Molecule: messenger RNA, 1473 nt
Organism: Chironomus riparius
Lineage: Eukaryota; Metazoa; Arthropoda; Insecta; Diptera; Chironomidae
Source: the annotation of a GenBank genome assembly
AUGUUAGUUUUUGUUGCUUCAAUAAUUUUGUCAAUUUUGACUGCAAUCUUCUUAUUCAUUAAUAAAAAGUAUUCGUUCUUUAAAGAACAUGAAAUUCCUUAUGUAAAGCCAUCAUUUCCACUUGGAAAUAUGCAAGGAAUUGGUUCGACAUUCCACAUGUCUGAAAUUAUUCAAAAAGUUUAUGAAGAAUGCAAGGAUAAAGGCAAGAUUGUUGGAUUUUACAAUCUUAUUCAGCCAGUCUAUCUGGUCACUGACAUAGAAAUUGUCAAAGUUGUAACUGUGAAAGAUUUUAACAAUUUUGUAAAUCGUGGAAUUUUCAAUAAUGAAGAGUAUGAACCAUUUGCUACUCACUUAUUUUCAAUCGAAGAUGAUCGCUGGCGUUUCAUUAGAAACAAAAUUAGUCCAGCAUUUACUUCAGGCAAACUAAAGUUCAUGUAUCCAACCAUUAAUGACAAGGCAAAGAAUUUCGUAAGUGCUGUUGAUAGAAAAUCUAAAAAUGGGGAUCCAAUUGCAGUUAAAGAUUUAGCUAGCCGGUUUACUGUUGAUAUAAUCAGUUCUGUUGCAUUUGGAAUGGAAGCAAAUACUUUAAAUGAAAUGGGAGAAGAUGGUCCAAGCAUGUUUUUUUUCUUUUUCGUAAUGGCAUUUCCAAAUUUUGCCAAAACUCUUCGACUUCGUCAAUUCAGUAAAAGGCUCUCUGACUUUUUCAUAAAUGUAGUUGGUGGGAAUAUCAAAUACCGUGAAGACAAUAAUGACAAUCGCAAUGACUUUUUAAAUAUGUUGAUUCAGUUAAAGAACAAAGGAUCGAUUGAUGGUGAAUUUUCAACAGAAACCAAAAAAUUGACAUUGAAUGAAGUAUUGGCUCAAUGUUUUUUAUUCUUUUUGGCGAGUUCUGAUACUUCCAGUACAACAAUUUCAUUUGCAUUGACUGAACUUGCAUAUAACGAAGAUAUGCAAGAUAAACUGCGGUCAGAAAUAAUUGAAAAUACUGAAAACACAAAUGGAGAAAUCUCUUAUGAAACUUUACAUGAAAUGACUUUUUUGAAUCAAGUUGUUAGCGAAACACUUCGAAUGUACACGCCAGGCUUUACACUCUUAAGGCAGUCUAGUGAGGACUUUAAAGUUCCAGAAACAAAAGUGACCAUGAAGAAAGGAUCAAAUGUUUGGGUCCCAACCUUAGCUUUUCAUUUUGAUGAAAGAUUCUGGAAAGAACCAAGCAAGUUUGAUCCAGAAAGAUUUACACAAGAAGAAAUUGCAAAAAGACCUUCACAAUGUUACUUCCCAUUCGGCGAAGGACCCAGAAAUUGUAUCGGAAUGAGAUUCGGACUUGUCAACGUCAAGUUUGGAAUUGCAAUGAUCUUAAAAAAUUUCAAGGUCAUGCCAGAUUCAAAAAUGGAGUAUCCAAUUAAAUUGAACCCUAAAGCUCCAGGGAUUGAUCCAUUAAAUGGUUUCUGGCUGAAUUUUCAAAAGAUUUAA